Molecule: messenger RNA, 2671 nt
Organism: Halichondria panicea
Lineage: Eukaryota; Metazoa; Porifera; Demospongiae; Suberitida; Halichondriidae
Product: MICAL-like protein 2
Exons: 7
Coding region: 1-2526 (841 amino acids)
Molecular function (GO): protein binding
Source: RefSeq, a predicted model, not a curated record
AUGGCCCGCAAGACUGGACUGAGGGGACUGCAGGAGUGGGCCAAGCAUGUCACGCAAGGCUAUCGCGAUGUGGAGGUGACUAACAUGACUACAGCCUUCAAGAGUGGUCUAGCAUUCUGUGCCAUCAUCCACCGCUAUCAUCCAGAGCUCAUUCCCUAUGACGAGCUGCGUAAGGAGAAUGUACUGGACAACAAUCAACUGGCUUUCUCAGUGGCUGAGAGUGAGCUGGAUAUUCCUGCACUGUUGGAUGCAGAGGACAUGGUCUCCCUGGCUGUACCUGACAAACUCAGCAUUGCAACCUACCUAUCCUUGUACUACAACUACUUCAAGGACAAGACUCCAGCGAAGGCUGGCUCUCAAGGGGUUAAAACUGCCACAACUAACGAAACUGCUCCAUCUCCAAAACGAUCGAAAGUUGAACCAAUUAAAAAAGCAAUGUCCAGUCCAUCCCUCAAAGACAAAGAAAACACACCAUUCAAGACUCAUCCUUCGAGCCAAAUCAAUCCACCCCCACUGGUAAAGACAAGUCCAACUAAACCAGUGGCGUCUACUGCUGUUCAUAAGGGCCGCAAGUCCAAGUUCAACAAGGCGAAUGAGAGUGAGGGAGGAACACUGAAGCGUGGGACGAUGGGUAAAGAAGAGUGUGAAGUGUGUGGGGAGAGAGUGUUCUUGUUAGAGAGACUGGGAGUGGAGAACAGAGUGUUCCAUAGAUCAUGCUUCAAGUGCAGCACAUGUUUAGUAGCACUAAAACCAGGCAGUUAUGAGCUUCAUACCGAAACUAACAAAUUCUACUGUCAGCAACAUUAUCGUGAAGCUAAUCGUCAAGCUACUAUUAAACGUACAAUGGCAGAGCGAGGAUUGUCCCCAAGCAAUGACGCGCCCAUCAAACCAAAAAGGUCCAAGAAAUUCAAAACUAAACCUGAGGCAUCGACUGAGAUCCCACCAAAGCAGCCUGAUGAUAAGAGCAUACCUAGUGAAGUGAGAGCUGGUCUACCAUCGCUACUAAAGACACUGGCUACUAAUAAACAACAGAGAGAAGCAACUACGGCCAGUGUGGUGCCCCCCAAAGAAGCUACGACCAGUGUGGUGCCCCCCAAACAAGCUACUGUCAGUGUGGUGCCCCCCAAACAAGCUACGGCCAGUGUGGUGCCCCCCAAACAAGCUACGGCCAGUGUGGUGCCCCCCAAACAAGCUACGGCCAGUGUGGUGCCCCCCAAACAAGCUACGGCCAGUGUGGUGCCCCCCAAACAAGCUACGGCCAGUGUGUUGCCCCCCAAACAAGCUACGGCCAGUGUGUUGCCCCCCAAACAAGCUACUGUCAGUGUAGUGCCCCCCAAACAAACGGUGGUGGCUAAGAUACAAAGAAACACUAUUCCAACGAAACCUCCUUCCCCCGUUACCAACGUUACCAACCUCCCAGCCAGACCUCAACCACCAGUUACCAGUACUAGCAAGACUGACUCUGAAGCUCUAACAAAACCAAUCCAAACAAUUGUAACUACAAGAAAGAUUCAUGAAGUUAAACCAACUGUCACAGCAGCUAGUAUCCCAGAGGUUAGGCCAACUGCUAGCAUCACUCCUACCAAAACUGUACCCAAAGUGAUUGGUGCUAAAACACCACAAACAAUUGAUCCAGUGAAGAAGACAGCAGUUGAUCCAGUGAAGAAAACAGCAGUUGAUCCAGUGAAGAAAACAGCAGUUGAUCCAGUGAAGAAGACAGCAGUUGAUCCAGUGAAGAAGACAGCAGUUGAUCCAGUGAAGAAGACAGCAGUUGAUCCAGUGAAGAAAACAGCAGCAGUUGAUCCAGUGAAGAAAACAGCAGUUGAUCCAGUGAAGAAAACAGCAGUUGAUCCAGUGAAGAAGACAGCACUUGUUGGGUCCGGAGAGUCUGUUGUUCCAGUGAAGCCGCCAAGGAAGAAGAAGGAUGAAGAUGUCCCUGUAAAACGAGGUUCUAUCAAGCCCAAAAGACCAGCUCCCCCACGCCCAGUAAAUCCCCCCCACAGAGGUCAGCCGGAGCAAGUCAGAGGUGGGGAGCUGCUGGUUGAGAAGCGUAAACGACGGGUGGCCACACUCAAGAGAGAGUUGGAUCAUGUUGAGAGAGAGCAGGAAAGGCUAGAGGAAAGGGGUGUGGUACUAGAGCAGCAACUACGCCAGAAAGAGGAGGAGGCUGAUGACACAUUGAUGGAGGAGUGGUUUGGAUUGGUGAAUGAUAAGAGCAUGCUAGUACGUACCGAGUCUGACUUGGUGUAUGAGCUCAAGGACUUGGAGCUAGUGGAACAACACGAAGCUCUUGAUAUUGAGAUAAGAACAAGACUAGCCAAACCUGAUUCCCUUAAGAGUGCGGUGGAGAGGUUGGAAGAGGAGGCAAUGAUUUCUGAGCUCGUGGAAUUGGUAGAGAAAAGAGACAAACUUCUCUGGACACUACAUUUUGAGAAGACACAAGACGAUGAGAGUGAUAGGCAAGUGGAGCUAAUGACCUCAACACAAGUCCCCAGCAAACUCAACAAAUCCAUGUCCUUUAUGUGAACACGUUACUCUGUGUAUUUAAUUUCUAAGCUAUUUAAUUUUGUAAUUUUUGUAUACAACAUAUAAUGUUUUUCACUACAUACUAAAUUGUUAUUCUAAUAAUAAGAAGUGGCACAAAUAAAAAUGAUUCUCUAGCUAUUCUUGA